Messenger RNA from Haemorhous mexicanus (house finch), 3360 nucleotides. RefSeq lists its product as uncharacterized. Bases 1027 to 2493 code for a protein of 488 amino acids. Gene Ontology annotation, biological process: N-acylphosphatidylethanolamine metabolic process. Gene Ontology annotation, molecular function: A2-type glycerophospholipase activity; glycerophospholipid phospholipase A1 activity. NCBI's taxonomy places the organism in Eukaryota, Metazoa, Chordata, Aves, Passeriformes, Fringillidae. Gene Ontology annotation, cellular component: cytoplasm. The transcript has 8 exons. The record is from RefSeq and is a predicted model, not a curated record.
GAAGUUUGCAGUUGUAUCGGGCAUUUCUUUGCUGUCAGGGUGAUGCUGCUCAUCAUGGGCUGCCUUUCCAUGGAGCCUGGUGGGUCCACUGACAGGAUUUGGUGGAACACUGCCUGAAGGAUUUGGUGAGAGUGUGAGGAGGAGCAGCAGAAUCCAUCAUUUGCUGCAUUUUGAUCCUUUGUAGGAGCUGUUGGCAAGGCCCAAGAUCUGCAUUAGCCGUGGAAUAGAGUCAAGACUGUUCUUUUCCCAAGAUAUGAGAAAAAUAUCCUUGGUUGUGGCCAGGGGCAGGGGCACAGCCUAUCCCUAAGCAGAAGGGCUUUUGUAGAGAUUUGAAGCAUCUGAAUGAGGUGGACAUCAGAGGGUGAAAACCCCGGCGAGGCCAGAGAAGCCCCAGCAUUGUGCAACCUGGUCCCCUUUUCUGUGCUUGUGGGUGGGGUUAACAUAAAUCUAAUCCAUCAGCUUUUUGCUGCAAAGUCUUUUGCGUUUACCCAAGGUAAUUUGGGAUCCCUCUGCAGCAUUCUCUGCCAUUUUUGUUUGCACCUGUACCUGACUGGUACCCACGGGAGGUUUUAAUCAUGAUCCAGCAGUUGUUGUUCUGCAAAAACUCAUCCAGCAGAGUGCCAGAGCGCAGGGUCAGGGCUGUCCUAUCCCUGCAUGGGAGGAUGACUCGGGGAUAAGUCUCCCCAUAAUGAGGUGGUGGCCACACGUUCUCGUCAACAAGGUUACCUUUUUCACUCGACGGGUGUAUUUGACACCACCCUAGGAGAUCGGAGUAUUCCCGCUACAGGGGCAUGGGCGGUGCCAGACGUGCAGCUGCUGGGGCAGGACGGGCAGUGACCCCUGAAGGACAGCGGAAUCGUCUCUGUCCCGGUAUAUAUAGCGGGAGCAGCGGGCCGGGAGCCCGGGCACGGCAGCAGCGGGACAGGUGCUGAGCUGCCCCUGCACAGCGCUCGCUUCCCAGCUGCGCUCUGCCCUGCGCUCAGCCAGCCCAGCUGCACCUGCACGGCCUGACUGCACCAUCCCGAGAUGGGACAGGACAAUUCCAAACUCCAGCCUGGAGACCUGAUCGAGAUCGACCGGCCACGUCAUCAGCACUGGGCCCUGUACAUAGGGAAUGGAUAUGUCAUCAAUUUGAUACCUGCUGGUAAGCAGGACCUAAAGGUGGGAGUCCACACCCUGCCACUAUUCAUCAGAAAAGUGAAGAAGCAGCUCCUGAAGGAGGUGGUGCGAAAUCAUAAAUGGCGUGUCAACAACAAGUAUGACCACUCAUACAAGCCUCUCCAAAAGAAGGAGAUCAUUUGUCGUGCUGAGAGAUAUGAUGACAGGAAGUUGAACUACUGGGGGUUUGGUAGCAACUGUGAGCACUUUGUGACAAAUCUCCGCUAUGGUGACCAGCUGAGCACUUUUGUGGGUAGUGAAUUGCAAAAUCUUGAUAUGACAGAAGACAAGAACUCCCCCAACCCUGGGGACCUGAUCGAGAUCAAAAUGGGAGGAUCUUAUGAGCACUGGGCCCUCUGCGUAGGGAAACAACAUGUUAUCCAUAUGACACCUCUAGAUGAAGAAACCACAACCCUGUCAGCCAGCAGUGAGUCAGUACUCACCAGAAAGGCCAGGGUUACCAAGGAGCUCCUGGAAGCAGUGGCCAGAAAUGAUGACUGGUCUGUCAAUAACAAGUGUGACCUUUUCCGCACGCCUCUGCCCGUGGAGGAGAUCAUCUGGCGUGCUCAUGGCUGCAUUGGCAAGGAGCUGACAUAUGAUGUGCUUAGUAGAUGCUCUGAGGAUUUUGUGACAAAUCUCCGCUAUGGUGGCCCGCUGAGGGCUUUAUUAUGUGGAGAAAUGCAAAAUCUUGAUAUGACAGAAGACAAGAACUACCCCAACCCUGGGGACCUGAUCGAGAUCAAGCGAUCAGGGUACCAGCACUGGGCCCUCUACUUGCGGAAAGGAUAUGUCAUCCAUGUGACAGAUGUAGAUGAAGGAAAUACAUCCCUGUCAUCCAACAGUGGGUCAGUAUUUCUCAGAAAUGCCAUAGUGAGGAAGGAGCUCCUGAAAGCAGUGGCUGGAAAUUAUAAAUGGCGUGUCAACAACAAGUACGACUGUUACCGCACUCCUUUCCCAAUGAAGGAGAUCAUCCGGCGUGCUGAACCAUGGAUUGGCAAGAAGCUGCCAUAUCGUUUGUUCCGCAAGAACUGUGAGCACUUUGUGACAAAGCUGCGCUAUGGAGAUGGAGUCUCUGAGCAGGCCAAGACAGCACUUCAAAAUAUCAAUUCCGUUUCUUCUGUAGUGUUGGGUGGGAUAGGAGUUGGCAGUCUUAUUGCUGCAGCCGGUAUUCCUGUGGUUGGUCUUCCUCUUAUGGCUUCUGCUUCUUUAGCGGCUGCUGGUGGUGGUAGUCUUCUUGGCAGUAUUGGUUUCACUUUCAGCAAUAUUGCUGAUUCCUUCACUUCUGCCAAAUUUGAAAAGGCAGGGAGAGAUAUACUAGAAAAGAGUUGCUGUUAGGAAGAGCUCAAGCAAGUCAUGGAGUGCCUGGUCACUGUUCAGCUUUUGCCAAAAGUGUAAAGAAGGCUUACUAGCAACUGCUGUGAUAAUUAAUUCAAAGACAUAUUACAAUGUAAAAAUUCAAACUCAUCUUGCCUAAAAUUGUCUUUAAUCUGUUUGAGGACAGCUUUGUGUGCAAGUUCAACAGUUCUGCCUUGCUCCACUCUGCCGUCCCCCUAGAAGUAAUAAAUCAUGAAUGUCACCAUUCAAGGUGACCCCCAGCAGCACUAGCCUGGUUUCUGCAUCUGCUUUUAUUUCAUUGUCUGUAGUGAUUUUUGUGGUAGUGCACAAGCACUUUUGUUCCAGAUUGCAAGGCAAUAUGUAUUCUAUUAACAUCUGUAUGGCAGUUGUCUGGCGUCAAGUGGGCAAUUCUCCUUAUCUCUCCUCCUGAGUGAUCAUAAUCACUCCUCAUCUGCUGAUAAUAAGCUAUUGAAUGUGACUAAUGACUGAUAAGAACUGUAACAUCCCAUCGUGAGAUGCCCCGCCCAGAGGGAGGAGCCAAGCAUUGCUGCCCAGUUAUAAUCUGGAGGUUCUGACACACCAGCACGGCUUCCCACUGGAUUUCCCAGAGGACCAGCAGCUGCUUCUGCUUCCACGGAUCUGCGGAGGAAGAAUACAUCCUUUUCUACAGGACCCCCUGCUCCAACAGAACCACACCUGACACCUCAGGAGGACUGCAGCCACUUUUCCAACUGGAUGGCUACCAACAGCCUGACCAACAGGGUGUCAGGUUGAGUUCUGACUCUGUCAGUGUUGUUCUAGUGCAUUGCAUUGUUUUAUUUUAUCCUUUUAUUUUUUUUCUUUCCCUAUUAAAGAACUAUAAUUUCC